This is a messenger RNA of Lactuca sativa (garden lettuce), 933 nucleotides long. Its product is annotated as protein FAR1-RELATED SEQUENCE 5-like. Lineage: Eukaryota; Viridiplantae; Streptophyta; Magnoliopsida; Asterales; Asteraceae. The record is from RefSeq and is a predicted model, not a curated record. Gene Ontology annotation, molecular function: zinc ion binding.
AUGGGAAAUUCAAUAAAAAAAGUGUUUCCGAAGACCCGACAUCGUUUCUGUUCAUGGCAUAUCAUGAAGCAUGAAACCGAGCACCUUCGAUCGUAUGUUUCCCGUUACAGUGAUUUUCAAGAAACGCACAAACAAUGGAUAAAUAGCGACACCGUUGAACAAUUUGAAGCAACAUGGGAGGUUAUGCAUAGUAAGUAUGAACUAGAAAGCAAUUGUUUGAUUAGUGACAUGUAUAACCAACGUAUACAUUGGGCUAAACCCUUCUUGAAAGAUACUUUCUUUGCUGGUAUGACAACAACCGGACGAAGUGAGAGCAUCAAUUCAUUUUUUGAUGGAUAUGUUAAUUCGAGGACCAUGUUGAAUGAAUUUGUUGUACAAUACGACAAAGCAGUUGAGUCUCGAAGGGCCGCCAAAGAAGAUGAAUACUUCAAGACUAUGAACUCGAGGCCGGUCCUUUCUUCAGUGCAUCCAAUCGAAGCAAAAACAGGUCAAUGUUAUACUAGAAAGAUGUUUGAUACUUUCAAAAAAGAAUGGACUAAAGAUAUUACCAAUUUGACUCAUGAGACUAUAGGAAAAACUACAGAAGAAAGCACAUACCAAGUUGGGCAAUUGGAUGUUGAUAAAAAAUAUUGGUGCAUUGUUACCUUUCGUUCUUUGGAUCAAGUCAGUGUCACAUGUUCCUGUGCUAAGUAUGAGACAAAUGGAAUUUUAUGUAAACAUAGCCUAUAUGUGAUGAAGAAGAAGCAUGUUAAAGAACUCCCGAGUCACUAUAUUUUACCACGAUGGACCCUUAAUGCUAGGUACAAACUAGGUAGUGAUAGUAUUGGAAUCGAAGAAAUGAAUAAUGAAUAUGGAGUAAGUGCCUACACACUAUGGUGUGUCCUUUCAAAUUUUACAAAACUGAUUGAACAAGCUAGAGACUCCCUUUCAUAG